CUCUCUCUCUCUCUCUCUCUCUCUGUGAGAGGAAUGGAUUACAGCGACACAGAAGAGCCUUACAGGAGGAGACCGAGGAAAAUGGCUUAUCUUGGAGACUCCUCUCGCAGGCAAUUUGAAUCUCUAAGCGGACGUCCCUAUGCCCUAAUGGGAGACAUGAGUUUUCUGCAAGAGGAAGACAUUUCGUUAGACGCGACACGGGCUAGAUGGACAAAUGUUCUCAAACGGCAUAGUGACUUAGCAGAGCGUCUUUCUAGGGAUGCUGACAAGACAAUUUAUGAGCGUCUACAAAAAGAAUUUGAAGCUGCACGGGCUUUACAAACUCAAGAGAUUUAUUUGGAUGGUGAACAAUGGAAUGAUGGACUACUAGCUACAAUAAGAGAGCGGGUUCACAUGGAGGUUGACAGAAAGGCAAUGGCGGGAGACGUAAACAUGUUGUCUGGUCCUCAAAUCCAAGAAAAAAUUACUUAUAAAGUCGGAAAUAAGGUGAUUUGUUGUUUGGAAGGGGCUAGAAUUGGCAUUCUGUAUGAGACAUCUUAUGCAGGAGAACCUUGUGACCUGUACCAUUGUGUGCUUGAGAGCAAGUCAUUUCUUGAGAAGAUGACUGUCCUUGAACACACCAUUCCAUAUUUUUUGCCGUUACGAGAAGCGGAAAAUGAUCUUCUUUCUUCUAAUGCUAUGAAAUUUAUAGAUUACAUUGGAGAGCUUUUGCAGUCUUACGUGGAUAGAAGGGAACAGGUUCGGCUUGCCAAGGAGUUAUAUGGGAACCAGAUUAAAGAAAUUUAUUAUACCCUUCCCUACAACUUAAUUGCCUUUUCACUAGUUGAUUUUGAUUGCAAGGUAAUAGUUAAGCUUAAAUAUGCGGAGCUUGUUUCUGUACUUCCAACUCAUGUCAGUGUGGUAGCAUGGCCAGUGCAUCAAUACAGGAAAACAAGUCUAAAUGCAUCAACCAUGAACAAAAAGGAAAACGGAUCCUUGGAUGGUCCAACUACCCUCUCCUAUGCAGAGGAUGCCUUGCAAAAUAUGAGCUUACCUGAAGCGCUGUUCCUGUAUAGGCUUUGCAUGCUUCUGCAUUUCUGAUGGUUUUUCUGUCUGUUGUGUGCGUCUACUCCAGCAUAUGCAGAGAUUGUGUUGAAUUUGCCACAAGCUCUUCGGGAUAUAUGUGAGGGGUCCUCUUAAUGCUACACCAGUCGGAACAUCUGAAUUUGUACAAAACCGUAGCAAAAAUGGUGCUGCUGGGAUACCUUUAGUUGUUUAGCAUUAGAGUACUAACCAAACUAUUCGUGAGACAAUUUUUAGGCUAAAAUAGCAAUAGGGUUGAUUUCAGCAAUUUGUAUAUUCGAGUAUCACCUACUCAUUAUCCCUCGGAAACAUCUGUAUCAGGCUGUCUGAUCUAUUUGAUUUGUGCCAUCAUUAUAGUUUAGGCCA
This is a messenger RNA of Prunus avium (sweet cherry), 1428 nucleotides long. Its product is annotated as centromere protein O. Gene Ontology annotation, cellular component: Mis6-Sim4 complex; kinetochore. The record is from RefSeq and is a predicted model, not a curated record. Lineage: Eukaryota; Viridiplantae; Streptophyta; Magnoliopsida; Rosales; Rosaceae.